Messenger RNA from Sander lucioperca (pikeperch), 2807 nucleotides. RefSeq names its product zinc finger protein with KRAB and SCAN domains 7-like. The record is from RefSeq and is a predicted model, not a curated record. Gene Ontology annotation, molecular function: RNA polymerase II cis-regulatory region sequence-specific DNA binding; DNA-binding transcription factor activity. The transcript has 7 exons. The coding region runs from base 142 to 2757 and encodes 871 amino acids. NCBI's taxonomy places the organism in Eukaryota, Metazoa, Chordata, Actinopteri, Perciformes, Percidae. Gene Ontology annotation, biological process: regulation of transcription by RNA polymerase II.
UUGUAGUUUUCUUAUUUUGUUCUUCACUCAGUAAUCUGUAUUAUUUUUUAAGGGACAACUCGUCCACAAGGUGGCGGUGUUGUUCUCUUAAUACACCCAUGGUGCCACUGCCACUGUAGAAGCGGAACCUUUUGUCUAGGAAUGCUGUUUCCGUCGGACAGCAUUAGUUGUCGGUCCAAUGUGAGACUAAAGAAAAUGGCGGUGAAUGUGAUGCUAGUUUCCUCCGUGGACUAUAAUCUGUCUAAAGCGGAGAUUCUGAGAGCAAUUGUCGCGGAUAAACUGACAGCCGCCGCGCAGGAAAUCUUAGCGGUGGUCGAGAGAACUUUGGCCGGAUACGAGGAGGAAACGUCGGGUCUGAGGGAGGAGAACGAGAGGCAGAGGAGGCUGCUGGAGCUCCUCCUGCAGCCUCGGGUCACUCUAUGCAGGACAGAUGAUGCGUGUGAGGAAGAGGAGGAGUCAUCUGGAGGAUGGGAAUGGCCCAAGGAGGAAGAGGAAGAGCAGCAGACAUCCGUUUAUACAACGACAGCUGACACCAUCAGUCCCCUAAAGGAUGUGGAGGAGGAGGGGAGCCCGGACGCCUGCGAGUCCGCCGAGGAAGAGGAUGGUGAAGAGUGUGCUGAGGAGGCGGCACAGAGCACCGGUCUGGAUCAGAAGGCGGCACAGAGCACCGGUCUGGAUCAGAAGGCGGCACAGAGCACCGGUCGUGAUCAGAAGGCGGCACAGAGCGCCGGUCUAGACCAGGAGGCGGCACAGAGCACCGGUCGGGAUCAGAAGGCGGCACAGAGCGCCGGUCUAGACCAGGAGGCGGCACAGAGCACCGGUCGGGAUCAGAAGGCGGCACAGAGCACCGGUCGGGAUCAGAAGGCGGCACAGAGCGCCGGUCUAGACCAGGAGGCGGCACAGAGCACCGGUCGGGAUCAGGAGAAUCCGACGGAGCCGGGGCAACGCGUACCAGACACAAGGCUCAGAGGUCGGCCUCAGAAGAAGAGACUGAGGAAGGCUGUGACCCUCCGCGUCUGUCUGCUGAAGGACUCUCAGACCACGACGCUGCUGAAGGGAGUGUUAAAGUCUCCGAUGAAGCAUCUGCGGGUUCCCCGAGGCCUACAGGAAGAGGACUUCCUGGACCUGCUGAGGUCCACCUUCCCUCAGCUGAUUGGUCCGUUUGAUGCCUUCACCACCGACGCCACCAGGAAGCUGAGGCCGCUGGCGGCCCGGGCGCUGACGCCAGAGGAGAUCAGAAGGUCCAUCAGAUCCACGGGGAAAGGAAGGUCGGCCCUGUACGUCCGAGUGAAGGCAGCGAAGACGUCCCUGACGAGCACGGAGCAACUUCCUCUCCCUCAGCAGAGAGAACAGGAAGCCGCCGGGGACGCAGGAAGUGAUGUCAACAGGGGAGAUUACGGCAGUUCCGACAGCAGUCCUGUAGGGAGAGUGGAGAGCGACGAAGCGGCCGGUCCGUCCCGCAGGACGAGGCGGCAAAAACAGACGGAUACUGAGGAACAACGGCCAGGACCCGGGACAUCAGAAGAAGACGACUCUGCUGCCCUUUCUUCUGCCGCUGACAGUGAACGGGACGACGGAGAUGAUGAUGAUGAUGGCGAGUGGAAACCAGGAGGAGGUGAUGACGAGGAGGAGCCAAAGGAGAGCGAAGCUGUCGAGAGGAGAGGGAGGCCGACGGCGCUCAGAGUCAAAAAGAAGAAGAGGGAACCGACACGCGGCGGCGCUCCCGUGUCGUGCAAAGUGUGCCACGCUCUGCGCGGGUCGACCAGCAUGCUGAUUAAACACGCCGUGAGUCACGUGGGCGAGCCCGAGAGGCUCUGCGGCGUGUGCGGACAGCGUUCGGAGUCCACGGAGGAGCUGCGGAGUCACCUGCAAAGUCACCAGGAGACGCACAGCUGCGACGUCUGCGGGAAGGCCUUCCUCUCCGCCAUCACCCUCCGCCGGCACGCCGGUCUGCACACGGGCGAGCGGCCGCACAAAUGCGACAUCUGCGGCAAAGCGUACACGCUCAAAUCCAGCCUGCGCGCGCACCGGUUCCAACACAUGGAGGAGAAACCCCACAAGUGCGACGUCUGCGGCCAGUCGUUCGGUUCCAAGUCCCUGCUGAGGUUCCACGGCGCCAAGCACACGGGGGAGAAGCCGUUCCGCUGCGACGUGUGCGGCCAAUCCGUGAGCCACUUCCGAGCGCUGUCGCUGCACAAGAUGGCUCACGCCGGGGAUCGGCGCUACAGUUGUCCCGAUUGCGGGAGGCGCUUUUUGACUCCCGCGAAAAUGAGAGACCACGCGAAGAUCCACACGGAGCGAGCCCGGAGCCACCUCUGCGACGUCUGCUGCAAAGCGUUCCACACGGGAGCCGAGCUGCGCGUCCACAUGAAGACGCACGGCGAGGAGAAGACGGUGUGCGGCGAAUGCGGCAAGGGGUUGUCUUCCCUGGGCGCCCUGACGAGACACAUGCGGAUCCACACGGGGGAGAGACCGUACAAGUGCUCCGAGUGCGGGCGGACCUUCAAGUCCAUGUCCACCCUCAGGGGUCACGAGAAAACGCACUCGGGCGUCAAGCCGUUUGUCUGCGCCGUUUGCGGCAAAGCGUGCGCUCGCAAAGAGUACCUGAACGUCCACAUGAGGACGCACAACGGGGAGAGACCGUACAAGUGCACGCUCUGCGACCGGGCCUUCACGCAGAGCCACUGUCUGAAAACGCACAUGAUGAAGAGCCACCAGGGCGAGGCGGAGAGAGCCGUGGAUGCGCUCGAGUCCUGAAGCCGUCUGAUUCUUUUUUCUGUUCAGGAAUUACAGUUUUUCAACCUGGA